AUGGCGGCCCAGUCCUCAGACGUGUCGGCGCAGUUUUCUGUCUUUUCCUUUCUGAAUAGCAUUCAGCCACCCAGCUCCCCUCCCCAAGAAGAAGACGAACCAGACAACCCUCGAGGCGUGCAGCCUGCCACCUUUCACCAACGAAAGCCUGCCUUGGCUGGCUCCACUGCCUCUCACCUCUCAUUUGCUCGCAACACCAUGACUAUGCUAGCUCUGACUCGGUAUGCUACUGGUGCCUGGAUUGAAGCGACCUGUGACUCGGGCGGGGAUGCCGAUACCUCCACCCCAGCCUUUCAAGCUUCUUUGGGCUUUCUCUUGGGCCUCGUGCGCCUGGCGAGCUCACGCUUGUGCCAUGUCAACCUCACCCUCAUGGCCGAUCUGAUCGGUGCCCAUCUCCAACUAUUAGAGGGCGACCUCUUUCAAGUCCUCAAACACCAUGCCAAUGGCUGGCUGGAGGUUGAGCAGGGCUACCUCUGGCCCACGUGGGUCCAACCCCUUGCCGAUGCCACAGAGACUCUGGACCAGCCCGCUUCGGCGCCACAGCUGCAUCCCGAGCUUGAAACACAACCUGUACGUGGCCACGAACCUGAACCCACAUCAGAAACCGAAACCGAGCUCGAGCCUCAGGCAGCACUAGCAUCUACGCAGCCCCUUGUUUUGCCUCCUUUGGAUACCUCCCCACCCUCAGCGCCCCCUUCCACCAGUAACGAUGAUUUCUUUGCCAAUCUUCCCGACUAUGCGAAUCAACCGAGCGAGGAAACCGAGCUGUUGCAGGUUCGCUUGACUCGGCUCAAAGGCUCGUUUGGCUUGCAGAUUGCCGGCGGUCACGUAGGCGUCGGCGUUUAUGUCAAGGCCUGUCGCAAGGGCGGUGCCGCUGCUCUCGAUGGUCGCAUCCUCAAAUAUGACCAACUCAUGCGCAUCGACGAUACAGACGUGGAACACGCUUCACAUGAAGAAGUUGUGCGACUCAUCAAUCAGUGCGGCCCUUCGGCUCGCCUCACCCUCCGCCGUUCGCGCCACAACAGCGAUGUCCGCUCUCAACUCAAAAAUAGCAAGUCUGCUUUUCAUUUGACUCUCCAAGGCGUUGGCGAUCUCAACACCACCACCGAGCCAAGCGACUGGACUCAGGUCCCACUCCGCAACAAGUCCAGUCCCCGCCGCGCCGCCCGCACCCACUCUUUUCAUGCCGCCCCCGGGCCCUCGGUUGUGCAGUCGCUGCUUUUUGGUUCCCGCAAGUCCUCGCAACAGUCCGUCUCACUCGAGAAUAGCGCCGAGCCCUGCCACCUGGAUUUGGCUCUGUCGCCGCAAAAUGCAGCUCGCAUUCAAUCAAGCGGGUCACAGCCUCAGACUCCUGCCGUCGACGAUGAUGACACCGAGUUUGGCUUUGGAUCAGCCAUUGAUGACCUCAGCGCCGAGACCGCCGCCACCUCUCCCCCGCACACGCGCUCUGCGGUGCUCGUGCUUCAGGACACCGAUGAGGAAGAUGACAGCCAUUUGAACGAAUCGGCCGUUGACCACGGGACCGCACCACCCUUGCUGAAGAGUGCUUCCAAUCGGUCUGUCCUCGACCCCCCCGAGCAUUCUGUGGGUACGGCAGCCUCUAGCCGGACCAUGGGCGCAUAUGGUAGUCUGCAAACCACGCCUGGUGCUGUCGGUGAUCUGGGGCAGCUGGCAACGGCCUUGGAAGACGUGCACAAAGCCUUACACUUGGAGGGAUGGCUGAUGAAGCAGACGGUUGGCCGCAAAAGCAGCGUUCUGAGGAAGCGACCUUGGCGUCGCCGUUACUUCAUCCUUCAAGACACCAUUCUCAAAUACUACAAGCACAUUCCGCAGGCCGGCGAGACAGCAGGUGUGUUGGCGUGGCAAUGUGCCUGCUUCUUGCCUGUCAUUCCGAAACGGUUCAGUGCAAGUGUGCCUUGGUGGUGCCUUCUGCCUGACUUGAUCCGUUUGGUAGCGGGCUACGUUGUAUUGCGUUCCACAGACUCUGUGCAUCUGGCUGGCAACGAUCGGACGCUGCUUCUUGCCACGGACAGCACCGACCUGAACCUCAUGGCAUCUUCCAAAGUUUGUUUCAAACGCACUGUUGCCCCCGAGCUAGUCGCAAUAUCGACCAUGCGCGACACAGAUCUGUUUGACCGUCAUUGA
This is a messenger RNA of Monosiga brevicollis MX1, 2145 nucleotides long. RefSeq lists its product as uncharacterized. Bases 1 to 2145 code for a protein of 714 amino acids. Gene Ontology annotation, molecular function: protein binding. The record is from RefSeq and is a predicted model, not a curated record. The transcript has 5 exons. Lineage: Eukaryota; Choanoflagellata; Craspedida; Salpingoecidae.